UAUUAGCCGGAAGAAUCAGCGCGAGCGUUUGUUUUCAUUUAGAUCUUGAGCGAUCAUGAUGCUGGAUGCUGUUCAUAGCGAAGAGCGGGAAUAAACGACGCAAAGACGCGUAGAAGAGGCCUGAUAUCCGUCAUUCUCCAUCACUGAAGCAUGGACAGUUUAGAGGAACUUGUAAACCAGUGGAUUUGGCGGCAGGAUUUCUGGCUUCCUCCUGGCGUCACAUGGAAAGACAUCGCUGAAGGGACGGUGGACGGAGGUCGGCAUCCCGUACCCCGCGACCUGUUCAUCUCCCUGCCCUUGGCCCUGGGUUUCAUCGCACUGCGGUUCGUUUUCGAAAGGGUUGUGGCGCUACCGCUCAGCCGGCGGUUGGGCGUCCGGGACAGGGUUCGGGUGCGUGUCACACCCGUCCCGAAGCUGGAGGCGUUUUACCUGCAGAAGAAGCAGCAGCCGUCACAGAGUGAUUUGCUGGUUCUGGAGAAGCACUGUGGACUCUCUCAGCGUCAGAUCCAGACCUGGCUGCGUCAGCGCCGAAACCAGGACCGGCCCGGAAACACCAGGAAGUUCUGUGAAGCCUCGUGGAGGUUUGUGUUUUAUCUCAUGGCGUUCUCAGCUGGUCUCGUCUCGCUCAUUAAUACUCCGUGGUUUUGGGAUCACCGGGAAUGCUGGCGCGGAUACCCGAGACAGGCCGUAGCAGAAGCUCAGUACUGGUAUUACAUCGUGGAGUUGUCCUUCUACCUCUCGCUUCUGCUCUGCGUAUCGGUGGACGUAAAGCGCAAAGACUUCCAAGAGCAGAUCAUUCACCACAUCGCCACCAUUUUCCUCAUCGCGUUCUCAUACUGCGCGAACUACGCGCGCGUGGGAACCCUGGUGAUGCUCGUCCACGACUCUUCUGACUUCCUGUUGGAGUCUGCUAAGAUGUUCAAUUAUGCUGGAUGGAGAAAGACUUGUGAUGCCUUGUUUGUCUUUUUCGCCGCCGUAUUCCUGGUAACUCGCCUUGUGGUUUUCCCAUGCAGAAUCGUCUACACAGCUGUGGUGGAUUCGUUGGACGUCUUUCCUCCGUACUCUGGUUAUUAUUUCUUGAAUGGCCUGUUGCUGGUUCUUCAAGCCCUGCACAUCUUCUGGGCUUGGCUGAUUCUUCGAAUGGUUCACAAAUUUGUCUUUUUAGGCAAAGUGAGUAUCUUAAGUUGUAAGUUUAUAAAUGAUGUUAUCCCUCAAUUUUCGAACAAACAUGUUUUUAAGGUGGAACGCGAUGAACGGAGUGAUGAAGAGAGUGAGGCUGAUGAAGAGGAAGAAGAAGAUGGAGAAGAAGAACACAGCUGGGAGCAGAAAAAGGGUGCCCUUAACUCUAAAUUGGCGUCGUUGGCCAGUAACUGUGUUCUGAACAAUUUAACGAAUCAGAGGCGAAAAAUUAAUAGCAGAAUGCCGAAAGCCAGAUAGUAAUGCUACUUAAUGUAUUUAAACUUGUUAAAUCAUCUCCAACUUUCUUGGCUUAUCUUGUUUAUCAUGGUCCUACAGUAAUUUCAGACCGCUGAUGUUUUGUUUUCCUGAAAACAUAAUGCAUAGUCAGAAGAUUGCAUAAAAAAACUAAAAAUACUACUAGUUUGUAUUAUUAUAUUACCAUUGGGGAGUGUAUUGGAAAUAGGUUCAACUUGAAUUAAUUUGUUUAAAAUUAGUAUAAUUAAUUAUAGUGCAUUGGCUGAGUAGCACUUAAACUCAUUAAAAAGUUUGCAUAGAUAAAAAUGGAUCAUAAACAGACAUCUUGAGUAUUUAAUUGUUGAAUAGUUUACUAAUUCUGCAACUGUUCAUUAUGGAACAGUGAUAUUUAAAUAAAAAAAAUGAGUCGGCUCUCCUGACUAGAGAGACCCACAACAUUUAGAUGCAUUCUUUUUAAAUACUUUUGUAUUUGUAUAGGUAUUCUUCUAAGUUGUGUGGAAAUGUGUGAGUUUUCUGCAGUGGCUGUUGUUUUCAAAAUUGGCAUUGGUGGACAACUGGGAAAGACUUGCGGCGCCAUCUUGUGUGAAGUGUCCGCUUGUCUUAGUGAUUCUGCUACUGAAAGAUUUUGUUGCAAGAAACUACUGGAGUUUGUUAGAUGGCACUUUGGUUGUGCAUUGCCUUACCAAAUGAGGAAUCAGAUGAUAUCUCACUGGAGCAUGUGCCUCGAAAUCUUAAAAGUCAAAGGGGAUAGUUGAAUUUGAGGAAGCCUCUGUAGGCCCCUUGAUUUAUAUAAUCUGCUCCAAGGGCUAAAGGCAAAGUGUUUUUGUUGUUCUAGAUGGUUCUAGAAAGUUUAUUGGCACAGUAGCCAUAACAGACCUUUAGUUCUAAAGCUGUGCAUCUGUCUUUCACUGUUUAAAUUAUGUUUUUAAAAAAAACCUGUGAUUGUUUUUGUAUUAACUUUCCUUUUUUUUAUUGGGAUUUACCGUGUUCUGAGUUUGUUAAUGCAACAUUUUGUAGCUGUUAUAAUACUUGUAACAAUGACAGAAGAGGGAUAUAUUCUUAGAAUCUUAAAUACUAUUAAUGUUGCAUACUUGCUUCUCAUUCGACAUUUUUCUCUGUGACCUUUUGAAUAACAAUAAAAAAGUUUUAGAAUAUGAUUAUCCUCAACGUUGCUGAACAGAAUGUUCCUGCAUUGGUUUAAUACUUGUCCUCUGACUUAAAGAAGGAAUAGUGUUGACAUUAUGGCUUUAGAAAGGAUUGACAUGCAUUGUGAUACAGCCUCUUAUGGGGGCAGGACAGGGUAUUUUAUCAUCAACUUCCAAGCAAGUGUCAAUGUAAGGGUCCAGUAGAAUCAUGUUUGGGUACGUUUUGUUUAUCUUCCUCUCGCUUAGUAUGUAAAUCUGCCCCUUAACUGUGGCACAGCCUGUGAAAAAUGUAUUGUCCAGACAGUCCUCUUGAAGAACGGUCCACUCGUCUGUGUCAAUGUCUUAAGCGCAGAGCCUGUCCUCCCAGUAGAUAGAGAGCACCAUUGAGCUCUGUUGCAAGAAGGUCGUAACUGGAAAAGAAGUACACAUGUAUCCAAUAAGAAUUCACUUUGGUUUACCAAAGUGUAUAGAACUGAUACAGAACUAUUUGUGGUGGCAU
Sinocyclocheilus rhinocerous is the source of this 3078-nucleotide messenger RNA. RefSeq names its product ceramide synthase 4a (gene cers4a). Lineage: Eukaryota; Metazoa; Chordata; Actinopteri; Cypriniformes; Cyprinidae. The coding region runs from base 151 to 1437 and encodes 428 amino acids. The record is from RefSeq and is a predicted model, not a curated record. Gene Ontology annotation, cellular component: membrane. Gene Ontology annotation, biological process: ceramide biosynthetic process. The transcript is spliced from 10 exons. Gene Ontology annotation, molecular function: sphingosine N-acyltransferase activity; DNA binding.